Molecule: messenger RNA, 2162 nt
Organism: Hypoxylon fragiforme
Lineage: Eukaryota; Fungi; Ascomycota; Sordariomycetes; Xylariales; Hypoxylaceae
Exons: 3
Coding region: 282-2021 (579 amino acids)
Source: RefSeq, a predicted model, not a curated record
GUGGAGCUUCGAUCUCUACACCGACCGCUAUCUCGCAUUCGUUCGUACGAGUCUUCUCACACACUUCUACGCACACACGCACAUAUACACACAAUACCACCUAAAUUCUGACUGAGUGACGACUUUCUCUACCACAAACAGUAUUAGCUGUCUACUUUGCUUGAAAUUGGACCUCGUUUUUUAACGUGUCCUUCCCUCGAAUUGGAUACAAACAAGUCUCUGACCGCCCAACCUUUACUAUACCUUAUCCCAACCAUACCACCACUUAAAGGUCCUCCACGAUGCCCUGUUUCAAGGGCAUCGCCGUCAGCAUUCAUGCGAACUCGGCCCCGCUCCCCGAGUAUGGCUUGCAAAAGCAGUCUCGCUACUCUCGUAUCAGUGCAUACAUACCUGUUCCGCAACCUAAGUUGAACCCCGAGACGUCCAAGCACGAAGCAGCCAAGUUCGCCAUUUCCAUAACCCUGUUAACACCCGGUCACCCGAUUCCGUACACAACUCCGAAGUCGUCUCCAGACAACCCCCACCCAAAGCCCCUCUAUGCGGGACCUCUUCCGUCGAUGAACUCCGAUCCUUCGAAGCAUGCCAAUACUGUUAUACCAUAUAUCCCCAUGACCCAGUCGGAGAAUGAGACCAUUGCUGCAUACAUCUACUUUGACGGACGAACUAAAGAGGAAGUCGCGACAUUGCUCCGACCAGGCGAAGAAACUUGGGUCAAUAGUCGUUGGGUCCAAGUGCCCGAGAGUGAAGGGGGUGGCCUCGCUGAGCGCGAAUUUCUCUUCCGCGAGGUUGGCCUGGAGCGAUGGCUGAAUGGAUUAGAUCUCCAAGGUCAUGAUGCGGCAGAAAAAGUGGAAAGACGAAGACAAAAGUUUGAAAGACGUCACCGCCGCCAAAGAUCUACCCCUCAUGGCGGCGAGAUGAGCUCUGAGAAGUCAACGAAGGCCCGUGAUACCUUGGCAUACGGCGCUGAAGACCAGUCCUCUGCAGCGACCCCUGACGAUUCAGAUCAUGACUUGAUGUCCGAUGACGAUGAACCCCCUGAGGCUACGGGGCAGAUCAAAGUAGCCAUGUUUCGCGUUAUUGCUUCUGGCGAAAUUAAGAAGGGAGAGUAUUCCCCCCAGUUCGAUGCCCAUGACGAUGAUGAUGAGAGUGAUGGAGGAAACAAGGCAGGCAGUAAUGGAGCGAUCGAUGCCGAUGUGGAGCAUACAACCAGUUUUGCUAAGCCCAAGACGCUCGAUCCUAAGACGAUAAGCACUCAAACUGUUACUGGCAUUGAUGGGCCAGACAAGCCAUACGCAGUCUUCACCUUCUUCUAUCGUGGUCAACGUCAACUUGCCAAGAUGGGACUCAACGCUGGAUCGAAAGACGAACAGCAGACGCCAUCUACCAAACGACGCUCGACCCAGCUGGAUUUCUCAGGGCUGGGUCCGUUAAAGUCUACUGGCACUGUUGGUUUCUCUGCCUUCAGGGAUCAGGAAGCUGAAGCCGCCAAAAGACGAAAGGCUCGUAGAAAGAGCAACGGCACAAAUGGCAACCUUAUGGAUGAGGAUAGCGAUGACGAUGAUGAUCGUGACAUAAUUCCUCUGGCUAGAAUGGAAGAUGCCGAUGACAAGGAUGUCAAGGCAUACCCGGAAGUAGAAGAUGCCAAGCUCACCGGGGAGUUACAAGCCGGCAUUGACCGUAUUCGCCUUAAGCGACAACAUUCUACGGGACCAGAAGGCUUUGGGGCAUCGAGUUCUCGCAAAUCUCCUAGCGCAGGUCCUAACGCUGGGGACUCUACACCCACAGACUCGACGUCUACGAACGCAGCCGCCCCCAGCUCUACAGUAAACUUGCUUUCACAGGCCUUCAAUGGAGACCCGACGAUUGGGAGCCCUUUGAAGAAGCAGCGAGCGGACGAUGAGACACCAGAUCGCUCCAUUAACUUUCCAGCAGCCUUGGGUGACGUAUUGGGCAGAGCUACUGCCGACCAACAAAAGAAAGCAGCGCACUCCACUAUUCCAGAUGAAGAUGAAGAGCUAUAGGAUUACUCUUCCCGAAAAGCAUGGAGGGCCUGUUCCAGGUAGAAACAUGAAAGAUUCCCGGUUGGCUAGCUGUGGAAUCGUAGAUACAUGACUGCGCAGAGCAUUUUAUAAGACUACCUUGAGCAAACUAAGCCAUAUGAG